This is a messenger RNA of Saitoella complicata NRRL Y-17804, 1707 nucleotides long. Its product is annotated as Pet127-domain-containing protein. NCBI's taxonomy places the organism in Eukaryota, Fungi, Ascomycota, Saitoellomycetes, Saitoellales, Saitoellaceae. Gene Ontology annotation, biological process: mitochondrial RNA 5'-end processing. The coding region runs from base 1 to 1707 and encodes 568 amino acids. The record is from RefSeq and is a predicted model, not a curated record. The transcript has a single exon. Gene Ontology annotation, cellular component: mitochondrion; mitochondrial envelope.
AUGGUGAAUGACCGUGAUAUCAAACUCGAAUCCGUAGCGCCUCCCAAACCUCAAGAACCCGUCCCUUCCCUUGCGCAUGGGUUGGACAGGGUGUUAUUCAAUCCGGCAGUGUUUCACCUCCGAGAUCCCCGAACAAAGGUUUACAAUUUCGAUCCCUACUUGGAGGAUAUCGUCCCAAUCUCCAAGAUAGAUCUCGAUGCAAUCCAGGGCUUCGUUCCGCCAUCAAAAGAUACCGUUUUGGACACUGUUGCUCGAACGAGGGAAAAGAAGUACUUCGGAUCGACGUCGAGUUUGACGGGUGUUCUUGCACAUUUCCACUUUCUCCUAUCAAAUAUGCGGCCGCCAAACAUGUCGGCUCUGUCGCGAGAAAGCCAUGAUGCCGGCCCAAUGACUUACUCGACGGCAUUGACUGCUCCACACAGCAUAUAUCUUCAUUGGAAGGACGGCACCUAUGCUAUCGAUGCAGAUAAAUACUUUGACACGGAAACGAUUCUUUCUGUUCUCGGCCACUCCCUGGAGAAGAUGCUAACGUUACCUCAAGACCAAUUCGAACAGUACCUUAAGGAAAAUUCGCAUACCAUCCCUGCAGAGGAUCGUAUGAAGCCUGGAACAUAUCACUAUCUCGAUGCCUGCAAUUUCCUUAUGAGAUCUCAACUUGAUUGCCAGGAUCCACGGCUUCCGGGUAAUAGCACGUUUGAUAUCAAAACCAGGGCUGUGGUCGCUGUUCGACAUGAUGUAAGCAAAGCCGAAGAGUAUGGUUCGUGGUAUCAAAUUACACAGUCCCGUGGAAUGUUAAAUUCCUUCGAACGGGAGUAUCGGGACAUGAUACGUUCGGCGUUCCUGAAGUACUCACUCCAAGUUCGUAUUGGGAGAAUGGAUGGUAUCUUUGUGGCAUUUCAUAACACACGACGCAUUUUCGGCUUUCAAUACAUUCCGCUGGCCGAGAUGGAUGAAGCAAUUCAUGGAUCAGCUGAGAAUGACAUAGGCGAGCGGGAGUUUCGUUUGUCGAUAAAACUCUUGAAUGAUAGUUUGGAGAAGGCCACCGAGGCAUACCCCAAGCAGUCGCUUCGCGUCACUUUUGAUACUCAGAAACGUGAGGGUCGCGAGCUGCCGACAAUGAAAAUGUGGGUUCAACCUGUCACAGAAGAGCACAUCGCGAAGGCUCAGGAAGGCCGCGCAAAGGGGAUUGCCGAGUGUGUCAAGGCCGCCGCCGGACUCAGCGAAGCAGCAAUAGAAGUUGGGCAGGAGGUUUCCAGUACUGUGGAACCUGAGAGUGUUUUGGAUGCUACGGAAGAUGAUAUUCCUGAGGACUCUCUCUCCACUGCAGAGCAGCAACCUGAGUUGAACCACGAUAAUGAGUAUGAGGCAAUUCGUGAAGUGAAAGGCUAUAAUAUCAUAGCGCAGAGUUAUGUCGAUGGAAGACGGUGCCUUGGUCCACCGUUGCUUCAACCAGGAUCACGAUGGGAAGUUGUAUAUUCGUUCAAGAAUAUGGAUGAUGAGACCGCUAGAGGCGGUCUGCGAAGGGCUUUCCGCGACCAAUCACUUGUUGGUAAAGUGGAAAGCUCAACCGGAGAACAACAAAGUGUUCCCCGAUUUAUCCAGCAACUAAGGAGAAUAUCGGCAUUGGGCAAAGCAGACGUGGAGAAGGAAAAUGAGAAGACUGAGGAUAGAGUGGUUUUCAGUCCUAUAACUAGCACCUCUUCAUAG